CCAACUCAAAUUCCAAUCCCCAAACGGCCAAACCCUCUGCAGUUCCUCGCCAUGGUCGCCGCCGCCGUCGGCGAGGCGACCCCGCCCCCGGACCUCCCACCCUCCCGCGUGUCCGUCUCCUCGCCCUCGCCUUACCCCCGGCGCCGCUGUGCCCUCGCGAGCCGCUUCCGGGAGCCGGCGGCCCCGCGGCGGCACGCGUGGGUUUCCCUCCAGGGUCGCCUUAUCGGGGCGGAGGAGGCGUCGUCUGCCGCUUCGGCCGCACCGGGCCUUCCCCCGGAUGAGGCGGUAGCGUGGGAGCUCUUCAGCCCGCUCCAUCGCGUGCUUCUCGUCGCCACUGUCGCCGCCGCAUCCUCCCGGUCCCACGCCGCCCGCCGCAUCGAGCAGCUACAGCGGUCGAUUCAUCUUAGGGAUGAGGUGCUGGAAGGCAUGCAGCAGAAGCUGGAUGAUCUGCUCGUCGAGAUGAGCUCCCUACAACAGCAGUACGUCAAGUGUGACAGUUACAUUUCCGAUGAAAGGGAGACGAAUGAGAUUGCAGGCAGCAAGAAUAUAGGAGACGGAGAGGGAUCUAGAUGCUGUGUGUGCACGAAGCUAGAGGUUGCUGCCACUCCUCAGAAGGCAAAGGAUCUCUGUGGCACAGACGAUGCUAGGAGUGAUAUGGUUGAUAGGUCUAGUCUAUCUUCCAUGGAUCAUGAAGAGCGCCGUAUGUCAGACCUCUCAGACUUCUGCUGGAGUGUUGUGUCAUCAGUUGAUAACCAGAUAAAUGGGGAUAAUCAGCUAAGUUUCCUGGCAGCAGAUCAACAACUGUACAAUCUUCAGAAGGAAUGUGAAGAGAAAGAUGCAACCAUCAAGGAACUAGCUGCAGCGGCACAUGCAUCUAGUACUGCUGAUGCGAAGAGAAUUGCAGAGCUGCAGGAAGUUCUUAAAAGGAAAAACAUGGUGAUCUCUAAAUUGAAGAAAGACAUGGCUGCUCUGAAGCAUAUGGUUGUUGAACUGUCAAGGGCUAAAAGGGCAUCUUCUGCCAUAAGUCCAAUCUGUACUGAUCUGCCAGUGAUGUCAAACAAUGUUCUGUAUGAUAUGAGCAGUUCUAGCUCAUCAUCAGAUUCUGAAUCUCCGGUUGCACUAAGAGAAUACCUUGAUGAGCAUCUUGUUGAUAGCACUCCAGGAGAUGGUUAUUCCAUAGGGAGUUGUGAAGUAUCUACAGCAAAAGCAUCUCUUCCAUCAAAAACUUCAUUCGUUCACAAGCUGCGCUCAACUAGCCCUUUAAAAGAGAUUCACAUUAACCCAAAAGUAGAAACAAAUUCAUUUGGCAGACAGAAGCAACCUACAUCCUCUAAUGGAGAUUUUAAAAGGAUUAGACGACAAAGUCAGCAAGAUCCAAGGAAUAAAGCUACAAGAAGAUGGAUGUAGAGUUUAUCCAUCUAGAAGUCAUUACCUGAUUGAUUUGGAGAAGAUGAAGUUGAUAGAUGUUAUCGAUUUUGGUUGAUGAACUUUCCAUGAUGCUUCCUGGCUUCCAGUUCUUUCUGGUAAAACAGUAUGGCUGCAACUUGCAUAUAUUGUAGUCUUUAAUAAAGUUGCCUGUCACUAGAUGGACCAUAUCGGUACCUUACCUAGCUUCAGCGUUGGAAUCUUCUCCGAUGUAUAGAAUGUCAUUUGGAUCUCAACAGUCAACAUCUCCCUUCUCUUGAAUGUAUCGGUUAAAUUUAAUAGUGGACUAAUUUAUCCUGCAGAAUCUUGGAAUUCGUACUUGCGAAAUAGUUUACCAUU
This is a messenger RNA of Sorghum bicolor (sorghum), 1764 nucleotides long. RefSeq lists its product as uncharacterized. The transcript has 7 exons. NCBI's taxonomy places the organism in Eukaryota, Viridiplantae, Streptophyta, Magnoliopsida, Poales, Poaceae. The record is from RefSeq and is a predicted model, not a curated record. The coding region runs from base 52 to 1407 and encodes 451 amino acids.